Molecule: messenger RNA, 699 nt
Organism: Blumeria graminis f. sp. triticale
Lineage: Eukaryota; Fungi; Ascomycota; Leotiomycetes; Helotiales; Erysiphaceae
Source: the annotation of a GenBank genome assembly
AUGUCUUCUCUCUAUCGCCGUGCUUGCUACAAGUGUGGAAACGUCGGCCAUUAUGCUGAAGUUUGCACUUCGGCAGAACGUUUAUGUUAUAAUUGUAAGAUUAUAGGUCACGAAUCAAAUGGAUGUCCUCUACCAAGGACUACUGAGGCAAAGCAAUGCUAUCACUGCCAGGGACUUGGUCAUGUUCAAGCUGAUUGCCCGACUCUUCGUUUAAACGGAGCCAGCAUUAGUGGUCUCUGCUAUUCUUGUGGCUUGCCGGGACAUCUAGCUCGUACGUGCCCAAGCCCUGGUAGUCAUCUUGCCGUCUCGGGCGCAGGUAGAAGCUACAGCUCUCCACGAACUGGAUUUAACGGAGGAUUUAACACUCGAGGAUACCUCUCUGGACCCCGUUCAGCUACUUGCUACAAGUGUGGAGGCCCAAAUCAUUACGCCCGUGAUUGUCAAGCUCAAUCCAUGAAAUGUUAUGCAUGUGGCAAGCUUGGUCAUAUAUCUCGCGACUGUUCAUCUCCAAAUGGUGGCUCCCUCAAUACAUCUGGCAAGAUUUGCUAUGGCUGUGGCGGUGAAGGUCACAUAUCUCGCGAUUGCACUCAAAAAACCACUGGGAGCAAGCCGACUGUUGAAUUGAACACUAUGGCUGUUGUACCGACGGCUGUCAUCGUUCCAGUUGCAUCAAUCUCACCCAUUGCACCCAUCGCAUAA